Thamnophis elegans (Western terrestrial garter snake) is the source of this 5589-nucleotide messenger RNA. It is a transcript of the gene SGSM1, whose product is annotated as small G protein signaling modulator 1. NCBI's taxonomy places the organism in Eukaryota, Metazoa, Chordata, Lepidosauria, Squamata, Natricidae. Bases 16 to 3537 code for a protein of 1173 amino acids. The transcript is spliced from 25 exons. Gene Ontology annotation, biological process: activation of GTPase activity. The record is from RefSeq and is a predicted model, not a curated record. Gene Ontology annotation, molecular function: GTPase activator activity.
GGGCGAGCGGGCAGGAUGGCGGCGGCUCCGGCUGCUCCGGCGACGGGCUCCGGGCGGCGGGCUCCGGGCGCGGCGUCGGGGGGCUCGUCCGCCCUGCGCGCCCUGGCGCCCGCCUCGCUGCUGCUGCUGCCGGCCGAGGCCGAAACCCGGCAGCGCCUCCUGCGCGCCGUCAAGAAGGAGGUAAAACAAAUAAUGGAGGAAGCUGUCACAAGGAAGUUUGUGCAUGAGGACAGCAGCCAUAUCAUUUCUUUCUGUGCCGCGGUCGAAGCCUGCGUCCUUCACGGACUCAAGCGCCGGGCAGCCGGUUUCCUGCGGAGCAACAAGAUGGCCGCCCUGUUUAUGAAGGUGGGCAAGAGUUUCCCGCCGGCCGAGGAGGUUUCCCGGAAAGUGCAGGACCUGGAGCAGCUCAUCGAGAGCACGAGGAACCAAGGCUCCAGCUUGCAGGAAAGCGCUCGCAAAACUCCAAAGCCCCCCAGCCUCUCCCCACAAGCCGUCAAGCACCUCUGGAUCCGGACGGCGCUUUUUGAGAAAGUCCUGGACAAAAUCGUGCACUACCUGGUGGAAAACAGCAGCAAAUACUACGAGAAGGAGGCCUUACUCAUGGAUCCAGUGGAUGGACCAAUCCUGGCCUCUUUGCUGGUGGGUCCUUGUGCCCUGGAGUACACUAAGAUGAAGACGGCUGAUCACUUCUGGACCGAUCCUUCAGCAGACGAGUUGGUCCAAAGGCACCGGAUCCACAGCUCCCACUGCUGGCAAGAUUCGCCCACCAAGCGCCCUGCGCUCUGCAUCCAGAAAAGGCACUCCAGCGGCAGCAUGGAUGACCGGCCCACCUUGUCCGCCAGGGAUUACGUCGAGUCGCUGCACCAGAACUCCAGGGCCACCCUCCUCUACGGCAAAAACAACGUCUUGGUGCAGCCGCGAGACGACAUGGAAGCCAUUCCGGGCUAUUUAUCGCUCCACCAGACGGCCGACGUCAUGGCGCUGAAGUGGACCCCAAACCAGCUGAUGAACGGCUCCGUGGGCGACCUGGACUACGAGAAAAGCGUUUACUGGGACUACGCCAUGACCAUCCGCCUGGAAGAGAUUGUCUACCUUCACUGCCACCAGCAUGUAGACAGCGGGGGCACCGUUGUCCUGGUCAGCCAGGAUGGCAUCCAGCGCCCUCCCCUGAGGUUCCCGAAGGGAGGGCAUCUGCUUCAGUUCCUCUCCUGCCUGGAGAACGGCCUGCUGCCCCACGGCCAGCUGGAUCCCCCUCUCUGGUCGCAAAGGGGGAAGGGGAAAGUCUUCCCGAGGCUGAAGAAGCGCAACCUGCAGGGGCCCCCGGAGUCUUCCUCGGACAGGGAGGAAGAGGAGGCCACGGAUUACGUCUUCCGGAUCCUCUAUCCAGGCAUCCAAGAUUUCGCGGUGGUUAACGGCUCUUGCCUUGCCCCCACCUCUGCCAACGCUGGUGCUUCUGGGCAAGAGGCGACUUGGAUGGCCCGGAUCCAUGGCAAAGUCGUGGUGAUCCCCAAAUGGCCCCUGAGUCUUCCUGGGGGGCCCCUUCCUUCCCCCACCAGCUCGGAGUCCAGGCAGCGCUCUUCCCCCCAGGACCUGAUGGACGCGCCGGGGGGCGCCCUCCCUUCCAUGUGGCAGCCGAGUACCCGCAAGGCCUCCUGCCCUUCCUGCACCCAGGGGGCAUCCAGUGAGAACGGCCUGCCGAACGGCUGCAACCACGAAAGAGCCCCCCUGAAGCUCCUGUGUGACAACAUGAAGUACCAAAUCGUCUCUCGGGCGUUUUACGGCUGGCUGGCCUACUGCCGACACCUUUCCACCGUCCGGACGCACCUCUCGGCACUGGUCAACCAUGCCAUUGUGUCUCCCAAGGUGCCCUGCGAUGCCAGCUCGGGGCUGACGGUGGAGAUCUGGGAGAGGUUCCUCCAGGACGGCACGAGCUACGAGGAGAAGGAGCUGCUUCGGCUGGUCUACUUCGGAGGAAUCCAGCAUGAGAUCCGGAAGUCCGUCUGGCCCUUCCUGCUGGGACAUUACCAGUUUGGGAUGCUGGAAGCCGAGAGGAAAGAGGUGGACCUGCAGACCCGCGCCCACUACGAGCAAACCAUGGCUGAGUGGCUGGGCUGCGAGGCCAUCGUCCGGCAGCGGGAGAAGGAGUCCCACGCAGCGGCCCUGGCCAAGUGCUCCUCGGGGGCCAGCCUGGACUCCCACGUGGGGCCCCUGAGGCACCGCGACUCCACCGUCAGCAACGGCUCUUCCCAGAGUAGCAGUUUUGGCCCCCAGAACCUCAGCCGGCUACAGAGCGACUCCAGCGGCAGCACCCAGGUGUUUGAAUCGGUGGAGGAGCUGGAGCAGACGGAAGCCGAGUUGAAGCUGGAGGCCGGCAGGCGAGCGGCUCUCCCCAACGGUGGGGUCCCUGAGGCUGGGCCCUGCUCCCCCGACUCCGGCCACCCUUCCUCCCAGAACUUCUCCGUCACCUCGGCCUAUUCGGAGCAGAGCUUCAGCACGGAAGAGAGCUGGCCGGAGGCGGGCAAGGCGGGGGCAGCCCAGGCCGCUGGGGAAGGGCCCCCGCCUGCCAUGGACGGCAAGGGAGAGGCGGAAGGGCCCCAGGGGGAGGACUCUGUCGCCAGCACCCUGGAUGCCUUGGCCGGGGUGGGCCAGGAGCUGCCCGCGGAAGAGGAGGGGGCCCCCUCCGUGGCUGACCACUGGGCCCUCCCCAGUGCAGAGCAGCCGAGUUCCAUGGGGAGCGAAGACGACCUGUCGGAAGAGCCCGAGAUGGAGAGCCUCUUCCCGACCCUGGAUUCGCACUCGCUGGCCGUCACCGACCUCACCCUGAGCGAAGUCUCCCCCGUCUCUUCCUCGGGGGUGGCCUACUCGCCGGAGCUGCUGGACCUCUACACGGUCAACCUGCACCGCAUUGAGAAGGACGUCCAGAGGUGUGACCGGAACUACUGGUACUUCUCCCCGGUCAACCUGGAGAAGCUGCGGAACGUCAUGUGCAGCUACAUCUGGCACCAUAUUGACGUGGGCUACGUCCAGGGAAUGUGCGACUUGCUGGCUCCGCUGCUGGUCAUCCUGGAUGAGGAAGCCCUGGCCUUCAGCUGCUUCACAGAGCUGAUGAAGAGAAUGAACCAGAACUUCCCCCAUGGAGGAGCCAUGGACACCCACUUUGCCAACAUGCGGUCCCUCAUCCAGAUCCUGGACUCGGAGCUCUUCGAACUGAUGCACCAAAACGGGGAUUACACCCAUUUCUACUUCUGCUAUCGCUGGUUCCUCUUGGAUUUCAAGCGAGAGCUGGUCUACGAGGAUGUCUUCACCGUCUGGGAGACCAUCUGGGCGGCAUCUCAGGUGUCCUCGCCUUGCUACGGCCUCUUCAUCGCCCUGGCCCUGGUGGAGGUGUAUCGGGACAUCAUUCUGGAGAACAACAUGGACUUCACGGACAUCAUCAAGUUCUUCAAUGAAAUGGCCGAGCGGCACAACACGAAGCAGGUCCUCCAACUGGCCCGGGAACUCGUCUCCAAAGUCCAGACGCUGAUUGAGAACAAGUGAUUGGGAAGCUCCCUGCCACCCUGGCCUUCCUGCCCUUGGAGGAUGGAUGACGCUGAGGGUCCCGGGAGGGUCCGUCCUGGGCUCCGACCCCCUGGAGAGGCAGCAGAGGAGAACCUGGCCUCGCCCAUCUGCCCAGCAGCCGCUCCUUCUGACACUUAACCAAAGAACUCCGACCCCCCCCUCCCUCCCCCGUCUUGGCCAGGCGGGCAUUUGACCUGGGCCAGAGUGGGAGAUGGGGGCCUUGGCAAAGGUGGCAGGAACAGGCCAGUCCUUAGUUCCCCCCUCUCUUCAGAUCUUCCUGCCGUGCGUGUGGGUUGGGGGCGUGCGGCUUCCUCCCCAGAUCUUGUCCCACCGCACUGGAGGACCCGGGCUGACGCUUGACCUCCUCCGCCCUCUGGAUUGGGCUGCCCUUUGGGGCCAUCUCUGCCCUGGAGCUCUUCUGGGCAGCCUCCUCCGUCCGCAGGCCUUGGUGCCAAAUCCCUGCUGCCAUAUGGACUGAUGGGCGUCUGCUUUCAUGAGGAUGGACUGGGCUCCCUGUGCUGCUUCUGCUUGUGACCUCUCGUCCUCCCCUGCUCUGAGGGGGGCCGCCUGCCCUGGCGCCUUCCCCCUUUUCCUGGAGGGAAGCCCUUCUCCAUCCUUUCAGUCUUUGGCUGCCGUGGGAUCGUGUCCAUCAGCGUCCUCCACUCCGUCUCUGGGGGGCCCCGUCAGCCGCCUUCUGAAGCAGGCGAAGAGGGCAGCCCUGCCUUGUCUUCCUCCAGAAUCGCCCCUCAGCAGGGACCUCGGCUUCUCGGGGAGGGAGGGAGGGAGGCUUGGUGGUUUGAUUCCUUUAAACUCAGGUGUUUUUCAAGAGGAGCAAAAUGGGGUUUUGUUACCUGUCAAAACCUGCCAGGAAAAAGCCUCCCUUUGGGCUAAGCCAGUCCCCUUGUUUUUGCUGUGAAAAUGCUUUCCUGCAAGCCGGAAGCCCUUUAGCCAUAGCUGUUCCCCGCUUUCUUCCUUUGGACCCCUAAACAGUGCUGCAGUUCCUCUGUGGGCUUCUAAUCUCCCCAUUCCGUUUUGGAGAGGGAAAAGUAACAAAAAGAGCAACUCCUAAAAGCUUCUGUCCGUCUCUGUUGGCUUGUCUGUGUAUGUGUUUGUGCAUUUCUGGUACAUAUAGAUAUAUAUAUGUGUGUGUAUAUUUAACGUAUGUAUGUAUAUUUAACAUAAGCAGAACAUUCUGCCUUUGCUGGACUUCAGAGAGGUCUGCAAUUAUGGCUCCUUUCUAUAGCUGCUAUUUCUACGGUCACUUCAAACAUUGGAAUGGCCUCCUCCUCCUCCUGCAAAUCCCAGGGAAAUUUAGUUCAGGAAAUGGAAGUGGCUGACUUCCAAACUGCAUUGCCCAGGGAGGAAGGACCCUUGGCAGAAACGUUAUCCUAGGUAACCCCUUUAGGUAAGGAGGAAGGUGAUACUGCUGGGAGGAGCAGGAGGCAAAUUGAACUCCCUUUGCACUGCCACAAGCUUUCUCAGUACUUGCUUCUUGUGGUCCUGAGAAUAGCAAGGCCGUCUCUGUGUGGAGGGGCAGCCUGGGCAGAGUUCUUGGUGAAAACGCAAGGAAGCUACUGCCCAGGAAGCCUGGUCCAUUCUUGGCAAUCUUUUACAGAAAAGGGGGCAUUUAGAGACCAAGGUUCCUGGGUUUUUGAAACCCAACUCAUUUUUUAAAGAGUUUUCUCUGGGCUAGAGGUGGGCAAAGUGGAAUGUUGGGUAAUCAGUUGGACACCCAAAAGAUCCAAUGCGUGUGCGAGUGUGUAUGUGUGCAAAUGUGCAUUUUAAUUGUGCUGGGAUAUCGAAUUUUUGAUAUCGCUCUAGUGAUCUUUCUUAAAAGCACAAUCCUGAGUGAGUGAUCUGUUCCUGAAAGAGAAAUCUUGUUGCCUUUUGAACAAGAAAAUUAUGCCAGAUCCCUUCCAUAUAAUGCUUGGGUGGGCACCGUCGGCUCCAUGGGGAUGGGGGCAUUUCAUUCUGGGCACACUGAUGCCGUGGUAGAGACCAGCAGUGACUCUUGGUGACAACUACCCCCCC